AACGAUGGCUUUAGUUGCCUACUCAGACCCAAGCUCCGAACCCCCCUCAGCAAACCCUGCUUGGCAAGACAUGUUCCGAUCAGCCUCAAUCCGAAAAUCCUCACCCCAGAGCCCCAGGCGUCCGAACCCCAGGCACGGCCGCCCAAGGGCCCGCCAAAAUCCGCCGACCCAGAUCAGAAAACCCCCAUCUCCGGCGAUCCCCAGGUACGAUUAGCCCUCUACAUAACCAUGGCCCACGCCGGCCUCGCCUUUACUAUAUUCAUAUUUUACGCCGUCGGCAAGCUGUUAGAGGAAUACUUGCGGCCAAUUCAAUGGGCGGUGCUCUGCUCGAUCCCUCUGAGAGGAAUACAGCAAACCCUUGUGGGGUUUUGGUCGGAGCCCUUGAGGCUUGGCCUCACUGAAACUGUUCUGGCAGUUCCGGUGGCCAUUUUUCGGGUUUUCGUAGGUACCCUUAUCGAAAUUAGGGAGGUUUGCUUUCGGGUUUUUCUCCGAAAGCCGAAAUCUGACUACAGGAGGAGGCACCGGAGUGAGUUCUCUAAGUUGUUGAGGUGGUUGGUGUCGUUUUGGAUACUUAUACUUGCUUAUGAGAAAAUUGGUGGUGUUGCUUCUCUGGCAAUUCUUGGACUAGGCUUUAUGUUUAGUGCCAAAGGCGUGGAGUCGACAAUGUCAACUGUUUCCUCCUUGAGAUGCAGUAGCUUUCGCCGUAGCCCGAUUAGUGCGUUUUUCACCAGAAGGAUAUUGAUAAGGUUGGAGACCAUCGUUGCAAUUGGGUUGAUGUUUGCUAUGAUUUUAGGGUUUUUGGUUGGUGUCACCUUUUUUUCAUAUAAGAUUGGGAUCGAGAGCAAAGAUGCAGUGAUUUCGUUGAAGUUACAUGUGGAAGAGAGCAAUUACACGGAGAAGAUUGGCGUUAAGCAGUGGAUGGAGGAGAAUGAUGUGCCUGGAAUGGUGGAUAGGUACACUUCGAAGUUUUAUGAAACUGUGUCGGACCAGCUAGAUAGUUUGGCGUUGCAUUAUAAUAUGACAGAAUUGGCAACUGGAAUUAAGCAUUUUGUAGUAAGACAGUCUGCUAAUUCUUCCGAGCCUUCAACAGCUUUAGCUAGCCCGUCUCAGUACACAGAGAAACUUGUGAGUUUGAGGGAUCGGAUUAGUAAGAGGGAAUGGGGACUUAUGUACACAGAGGUUGAUGCAAUUGUUAGGGAAUUGGUAAUCACCAGAGAGGAUUUAGUUGAGAAGGCAAAAGGGUUUGCCAUGCGAGGUAUGGAUGUAUCACAGCGCAUACUUGCUAGCAGUACAUCAGUCCUUGGAGGCAGCGCAAAAUUCAUGUUCUCUAUCGGUAGUUCCAUUGUUUCUGGAGCAGCUGAGGUUUUCAAUUUUGUGUCUCAGUUAAUGGUGUUCUUCUGGGUAUUGUAUUAUCUGAUCACAUCCAAAUCUGGCGGAGUGACUGAACAAGCAAUGAGUAUGCUUCCAAUUUCAAAGUCCGCGAGGGUUAGAUGUGUUGAAGUUCUUGAUAAUGCUAUAUCCGGUGUUCUUUUGGCUACAGCCGAGAUUGCAAUUUUUCAGGGAUGUCUCACAUGGCUUUUAUUGACGCUAUUCAAAAUACAUUUCUUGUACACGUCCACCAUUCUUGCAAUCCUCAGUUCUGUGCUACCAAUCUUUCCAUCGUGGUUUGCAACUAUCCCUGCAGCUCUUCAACUGGUGCUGGAAGGUAGAUAUAUAGUAGCCAUCACCUUGUCCGUUAUUCAUCUCGUGCUUAUGGAUUACGGAGCGUCUGAAAUUCAGGAGGACAUACCUGGGGGCCAUAGUCAAUAUCUUACCGGACUCAGCAUCAUCGGUGGAAUGACUUUGUUCCCAUCCGCAUUUGAGGGUGCAAUUAUGGGUCCGCUCAUAACAACGGUCGUGAUUGCUAUUAAGGAUUUGUACGUGGAAUUUGUUCUGGACGAAACCAAGGAUAAAGCCGAGUAGAAAGCAUGUUUGCUCCUUUUCCCGCAGUUUCUAUUUAUU
Molecule: messenger RNA, 2001 nt
Organism: Pyrus x bretschneideri (Chinese white pear)
Lineage: Eukaryota; Viridiplantae; Streptophyta; Magnoliopsida; Rosales; Rosaceae
Product: transmembrane protein 245
Exons: 2
Source: RefSeq, a predicted model, not a curated record